This is a messenger RNA of Ictidomys tridecemlineatus (thirteen-lined ground squirrel), 2032 nucleotides long. It is a transcript of the gene Nphs2, whose product is annotated as NPHS2 stomatin family member, podocin. The record is from RefSeq and is a predicted model, not a curated record. NCBI's taxonomy places the organism in Eukaryota, Metazoa, Chordata, Mammalia, Rodentia, Sciuridae. Gene Ontology annotation, cellular component: plasma membrane.
UGGAGCCACCGCGGCCCCAACGCGUCAGCGUGGCACCCAGGCUUGGGGGUGGGCAGCAGCGGUCGGGGUUCCAGGUGGGCGGAGCCCCGCCCCAGGACCCUCGCCCCGCCCACCUCUCGGGGUGUCUUUAGGGCCAGCGCUCGCUGCCCAGUCCACCCACUCCACCAGCGACUCCGGGGGUGACUCGGAAGGACCGCGCUCGCUCUCGGGGCGUCCGCCACGGCCGCACGAGCACUCCGCCGACGUGAGGAUGGAGAGGAGGGCACGCAGCUCCUCCAGAGAGGCCCCCAGGCGAGGCGGCGGGCCCACCCCCAAGGAGAGCAAGAGGGCAAAGGGCGAGAGGGGCGGCGGCCGCGGGCGGCGGGAUGGCAGGUCCGAGCGGCGGAGCCCCGGGCGCGCGGGGAGCCCAGAGGAACCCCGAGCGCCCGCCGCCACCGUGGUGGACGUGGACGAGGUCCGGGGCUCCGGUGAGGAAGGCACCGAGGUGGUGGCGCUGCUGGAGAGCGAGCGGCUGGAGGAAGGUACCAAGUCCUCUGGUUUAGGGGCCUGUGAGUGGCUUCUUGUCCUUGCCUCCCUGCUCUUCAUCAUCCUGACAUUCCCUUUUUCUAUCUGGUUUUGCAUAAAGAUUGUACAAGAGUACGAGAGAGUAAUUAUAUUCCGACUGGGACAUCUGCUUCCUGGAAGACCCAAAGGCCCUGGCCUGUUCUUCUUUUUGCCCUGCCUGGAUACCUACCACAAAGUUGACCUUCGUCUCCAGACCUUGGAGAUACCCUUCCAUGAGAUUGUAACCAAAGACAUGUUUAUAAUGGAGAUAGAUGCCAUCUGCUAUUACCGAAUGGAAAAUGCCUCUCUUCUCCUAAGCAGCCUGGCUCAUGUGUCUAAGGCUGUCCAGUUCCUUGUGCAAACCACCAUGAAGCGUCUUCUGGCACACCGAUCCCUCACUGAAAUUCUUCUAGAGAGGAAGAGCAUUGCUCAAGAUGUAAAGGUUGCCUUGGAUUCAGUGACCUGUAUUUGGGGAAUCAAAGUGGAGAGAAUAGAAAUUAAGGAUGUGCGGCUGCCGGCUGGGCUUCAACACUCGCUGGCUGUGGAGGCAGAAGCGCAAAGACAGGCCAAAGUGCGGAUGAUUGCUGCGGAAGGGGAAAAGGCUGCUUCUGAGUCCCUGAGGAUGGCUGCUGAGAUUCUGUCAGGAACCCCAGCUGCUGUUCAGCUUCGAUACCUCCACACCCUUCAGUCUUUGUCCACAGAGAAACCUUCCACUAUAGUUUUACCUUUGCCUUUUGACCUGCUAAAUUUCCUGUCUUCUCCUAGCAACAGAACUCAAGGGAGCAUCCCCUUCCCAAAUUCUUCCAAACCUGUUGAGCCACUAAAUCCCAAGAAGAAAGACUCUCCCAUGUUAUAGGGGUGGGUACACAAAGGAUUAUGCAGCUGUGAAGAGGCCUGCCAUUCAAAGCCACAUCCCAGUGAGGCAUUCAGUCCUCAAUUCCUUUCUUCCACUGCCACAUGGAAUGCUUUUUGAAUGCAUGGCAUUGCAAUGCAGCCACAUAAGUGAGAAUUCAGUACAGGAGGCAUCUAACAGGUUUAGGCGAGUCAUCUAAGCAGAGUAGUUAUGGGAAAGAGCUUUGGUCAACAUGAUAAUUUGGAAAUAAGUUUGUCAAUUUUGAUAUCUGAAGAUUUAGAUCAAAUGUCCCUUUUCCUCUGGCCCCUUUGGCAAGGUCUUGCAGCUCCUGCAGCCCUUUCUCUGAGCCCCAUCACCAUGCUUGCUACACUAAGCUGUAACCUUGGACCUAAAGGUUAGCUUCUCUAUGGCUGUACUACUGGCUCUUCAAAGGGGCAUCUAACACCCUUCACCCACCACCCUCAGUCUUUUGGCUCCACUCCAUAUUCCUUGAGCCUAACUCUGAUCGUUGCACCUUAGUGACACCUAAAUGUUUCUGAAUAAAUACAAAGAAAAGAGAUGCACUCAGAUUGGAUAUAAAUUUAUACACAAUUAAAGAAUUUUUUAAAUUACUUGGAGGUUCUUUAGAAAAUAAGU